UCAGCUCGCCCUGCUCCGGCGGACGGGCGCGGAGCGAAGGGCCGCGCUCGAGGGGCCGGGCGAGGAGCCGGGCGGCGGCAGAGCCGGGAGGCUGGCCGCGCGCCUGGCGCUGGAGCUGGCGCUGGCGCUGCUCGUCGCGGGGGCCUUUGCCGAGCUGGGCUCGAGGCGCAAGGUGUUCGACUCGGGGGACGACAAGGCCAACUACGUCGAGAACCAGCUGAUCCGGCCCCUGGACCACCCCAGCGCGGGCCAGUGGGCCGUUCGGAUCCGCGAGAUGCUCGCGGACGGCGGCGUCAUCGGCGUCUGGGAGCCCGUGAGCCUGGCCUUCAAGCUGCUGUUGGUGGAGGCGUUCGGGCUCGAGUGCCGCGUCUUCACCGGCGCCGCGGUGGUGCUGCACGCGGCCUCGUGCGCGCUGGCCGUGGAGCUCUGCCUGCGGCUGCGGCGGCUGCUGGACGGGUCGCGGCGGGGCGCCAGGGUGGGGCUGCUGCACGCGUGGUCGGCCGCGCUGCUCGUGGGCGUCCACCCGCUGAGGGUGGAGCCCCUCGCGUGGGCCUCAGGCCUGCCCUUCGAGAUCUCCACCGCCCUCGCGCUGCUGGCCGCGCUCUGCCACGUCGCGCACCGCUCAGGCCCCGGGGGCGGGCCGCCGCGCCUGCUCGCGCGGCCGCUGGGGCCGUGGCGGCUGGCCUCGGCGGUGCUCUUGCUGCUCGCCUGCAACGCCAAGGCGGCGGCCCUGGGCGUCGUCGGUGCCCUCGGCGCCCUGGACCUCGUGCUGCUGUGGGAGCUGCACGGCGGGGGCGGCUGGCGGGCGCUCGCCGGCCGCGCCCUCGCCCUGGCGGCCGACGACGGCCUGCUGGCCGCGGCGGCCGUGGCCUCCGCGCGGGGGGCGUUCCUGGCGUCCAGCGGCGGCGAUCCGGGCUGCAGGUUUGCCUUCACCCUGUGGCAGCGGUGGCUGCGGGCCUCGUACAUGUGCGUCUUGUACGCCGUGCAGCAGGUGUGGCCCGCCGACCUCUGCGUGCUGCACGCGGUUCCCCUCCAGGACAUCGACGGGGGCACCUGAGGCGCUGCCUUCGGAGGGCAGCCCGCGGCGCUGGCGCUGGCGGCGCUGGCGGCCCGCCGCUGCGCGGCCCUCGAGCC
Molecule: messenger RNA, 1134 nt
Organism: Prorocentrum cordatum
Lineage: Eukaryota; Dinophyceae; Prorocentrales; Prorocentraceae
Source: the annotation of a GenBank genome assembly